GCUCAGCUCGCUUUUUUAUCGGCGGAACGCCUCGUUUUUUCGGCCCGCGGCGGCGAGUGUCGGCGAGCCGGCCGAGUUUUUGCAGCGCAGUCCACUUGUCGCCCCGAUGGCGUGCAGCUUCCCCACAAGCCAAGCCAUCGUGGUCGGGGGCGGCCUCGGGGGCAUGUCCGCGGCCAACACGGUGGUGGAGAACGGGGGCCGGGUGGUGCUGUUGGACAAGAGCUCCUUCUGCGGGGGCAACUCCACCAAAGCCACCAGCGGCAUCAACGGUGCAGGCACCAAGACCCAGAAGGCCAAGGGCAUCCCGGACAACGCGGACAUCUUCACGCAGGACACGCUGAAGGGCGGGGCCAAGAAGCCGGAGCUGGCGAAGCUGCUCUGCGUGAACUCCGCGGCGGACGUGGACUGGCUGGUGGAGAAGUUCAACCUGGACCUGUCGCUGGUGGCGCGGCUCGGGGGCCACUCGCAGCCGCGGACCCACCGGGGCAAGGAGCGGUUCCCGGGGAUGACCAUCACCUACGCGCUGAUCCAAAUGCUCGAGAAGGUGGCGGAGAAGACGGACCUGGCCCGCAUCGUCACCAAGGCCAAAGUCUUUAAGCUCAUCUGCGAGAACAGCGUCUGCGUGGGCUGCGUCUACGAGAAGGGCGGCCAGGAGUUCAAAGAGUUCGGCCCGGUGAUCUUGGCCUCCGGCGGCUUCGGCGCAGACUUCACCAACGACUCCCUGCUGGCCAAGUACCGUCCCGACCUGCUGCAUCUGCCCACCACCAACGGCGAGCACUGCACCGGGGACGGCAUCAAGAUGGGGGAGGCCAUUGGAGCCACGAGCAUCGACCUGGAGUGGGUUCAGGUGCACCCGACAGGCCUCGUCAAGCCGGAUGACGCGGACGCCAAGAUCAAGUUCCUGGCCGCGGAGGCGCUGCGGGGCGUGGGGGGCAUCAUCCUGAACGCCGAGGGGAAGCGCUUCUGCAACGAGCUGGGGCGCCGGGACUACGUCACCGGAGAGAUGUGGAAGAGCAAGCCGCCCUUCCGGCUGUGCCUCAACAAGGCGGCCUCCGAUGAGAUCAUUUGGCACUGCAAGCACUACACGGGGCGCGGGGUGAUGAAGAGCUACGCCAGCGGAGAAGACCUCGCCAAGGACAUGGGAGUGGCCCUCUCCGUGAUCGAGCAGACCCACGAGGAGCACUACCAGGCGGCCAAGAAGACGGAGACGGACCCGGAUGGGGGAUCUUGGCCAGCCUACCCCUCCGGCAAGAGCUGGGACGAGGCCAGCGGCAAGACGGGCAGUGGCAAGAAGUUCUACCACAACAUCAUCCCCGGGUCCGCGGUGAAGAGCGAGCCGUUCUAUGUGGCCAUCAUCACCCCGGUGAUCCACUACUGCAUGGGUGGCCUGCUCAUCGACACGGACUCCGCGGUGGUUGGCCCCAAGAACAAGGCCAUCCCGGGGCUCUACGCGGCCGGGGAGGUGGCCGGCGGCGUGCACGGCAACAACCGCCUCGGGGGCAACUCCCUGCUGGACUGCGUGGUCUUCGGGCGCGUGGCGGGCCAGGCAGCCGCCAAGUACAUGCUGGGCGCGGACGUGAAGGCCGUGGAUCUCAUGGAGCUCACGGGGGGCUUGACGGGCCAAGUGCAGAGCUCCAAGCUCGCAGGUGGAUCCUAUGAGGACAAGAUGAACUCCGCGCCCGCGGCCACUGCCAAUGGAACUGGCGGCGGUGGUGGCGGCAUCACCAUGUCAGAUGUGGCCAAGCACAACUCGAAGAGCGACUGCUGGGUGGUGGUGGACGGCCAAGUGCUGGACGUCACCUCCUUCCUCUCGGAGCACCCGGGAGGCGAGCUGGCGAUCCUGACCUUCGCCGGCAAGGACGCCACGGAGGAGUUCAACAUGAUCCAUCCCCCCGAUGUCAUCGGCAAGUACGCCCCGGACUCCAUCGUCGGCACCCUCGGCGGCGGCGGCGGCGGCGGCGGCGCUGUGGCCAACGGAGGCGGCGGAGGCGGAGUUGCGGGCGGCAUCCCCAUGGAGGAAGUGGCCAAGCACAACUCGAAGAGCGACUGCUGGGUGGUGGUGGACGGCCAAGUGCUGGACGUCACCUCCUUCCUCUCGGAGCACCCGGGGGGCGAGCUGGCGAUCUUGACCUUCGCCGGCAAGGACGCCACGGAGGAGUUCAACAUGAUCCACCCCCCGGACGUCAUCGGCAAGUACGCCCCCGACGCCGUCAUCGGCGCGGUGGGCGCCCCCGGCGCCGCGGCGCCCGCCGCAGCCGCGAAGGCCGGCGGGGCGCCGGCGCGAAAGGACAAGGGUGGGAAGUUGGCGAACCACCACGCCUGGGGCCACUUGGACGGCGACCUGCAGCCCAACUGGCGGGUGGAUUUGGAGGACAAUCCAGGUGCGCUGCUGAUCAACGUGAAGUCGUACUUCAACGCCACCUGGUUCCUGCUGCUGUCCGUCCUCUACGAGGUCUGCGCCACGAUCUUCACGGCCAAGAACAUCAAGAUCUCCAACGACCGGCUGGGCCUCACCCGCAGCGCCAUUCUGCUGAUCCUCUUCAUCGUGAUCCACGCCGUGGGGAAUCUCCACGUCUUCAAGGGCCCGGACGACUUCAACGGCUACGGCUACUUCUACGUGCGCCUCUACUGGACCGGCUUCGGACUGCCGGCCAACAUCGUGGAGGAGUACAUUUUGCUGAGCGUGCUGCUGCACGUCUUCGUGGGUUUGAAGCGCACCUGGGACAUGAAGCUGGCGCUGGUGAACUCGCAGGGCAUCAACGUGCUGAACUUGGCCAUCUCCGGGCUGAUGCUGCUGACCUUCAUGACCAUCCACCUCUUCCAGUUCCGCUUCGGUGACACGGAUCAAUUCGGGCCUUACUACGUGCGCCCACCUCCCUACUUGAUCAACUUCUGGGGCAUUUUGUCGCUGAACCUCUUCUGGACCCAGGACACAUCCAUCGAGCCGGUGGGCGUCAGAGACAUCUACGCCUUAGAGUUCCAGAUCUUCAAGAACCCCCUGUGGUCCAUGUUCUACAUCUUCUCGGUGGUGAUCUUCAUGAUCCACGCCUGCCUGGGCUGGAAGAAGGUGACCCCGGUGCUGGGCAUCCCGCGGGGCCACAUCGCAAAGGUGGAGAUGAUCGGCUACGCCAUCAUGAUUGUCAUGGGCCUGGUCUACAUCUCCUUCCCCCUCUACGUCAUGGCCACCUCCCCCUUCAGCGGCUACGAGGACAGCAUCCAGGCUCCCGGAAGGGUCGAAUGAGACCCGACGAGACGAGUUGCGACCUGCGAGCGGCAUGUAGCUUUCGUCAGCUGUGCCGAUCAACGGAUUUCAGGGCCCUUGGGCUGUUGUGAGCUGGGGGCGUGGAUGUGUCCGAACCGGGGAACCACCUUU
Molecule: messenger RNA, 3373 nt
Organism: Effrenium voratum
Lineage: Eukaryota; Dinophyceae; Suessiales; Symbiodiniaceae
Source: the annotation of a GenBank genome assembly